AUGUGCGAGCUGGCUGCAAGCCUGCAGCAGUCGCGGUCUGGCAGCCCCAUCGUGAUCCUUCGGGAUGUGCAGACUGCCCCAAAAGCAUCGCCCGCUGGCGGGCACAAGCCUGAGACCAUCCGCCUCAUCACCAAGGACUUCAUCCGUGACCUCGUGUAACCUGCGCCGCAGCCGGGAGCAUCCCUCGUUAUUGGCCGGGAGGAUUUCCAGCGCAUUAAGGAAGCUGCUCGAGUCCUGACCAAGGAGGAGCGCGAGGUCAAGCUGGCAGCCCUCAAAGCAGAGAAGGAAGCUGUUCUCGAGGCAGUGAGUGAGCGCAAGAGCGCGGCGAAGCAAAGGGCUGCCCUGCAGCAGCAGACGGGGAAGCUGAGCGAGCUGGAGGAGGAGGCACGGGAGCGGGCCCAGUACCUGCUGCAGCGGGCGAGCAGGAUGCGCCUGGAGCAGGAGGACGAGAUCAAGGAGUUCAGCGAGCUGAUACUCGGUGCCAAGUGCCACAUGAUCCGUGACACGCAGAUCCUUGAGAAGCAGCUCAUUGCAAAAGAGCUUGAGGAAGAAGAGAAGCGCCUGGCCAAGAUGAUGGAGGUGGAGAGGAAAAAGGCCGACGAGAUGCAGGAGGAACUGGAGUGCAGGAGGAAGCAGGAGCUGAUCAGAGGGAGGCAGGAGCUUGUGAAGCAGAUGGAGCAGAACGCGGAGGAGCAAGCAAUGAGAGCCGAGCAACGGGACCAGGAGGCCCAGGAGCUGCUGGAGCACUUGGAGCGACUGAAGAUGGAGGACCUGAAGGACUUGGAGCGGAGGCAGGAACAACAGAAGAAAAUCCAGGCUGAGAUUAAACGCAUCAACGAUGAGAACCAGCGGCGCAAGGAGGAGCAGCGGGAGCAGGAGAGGAUGGCAGACGAAUGGGUGCUUGAGUACCAGAGGCAGAAAAUGGAGCGUGAGGCUGAGUUUGAAGCUGAGCAGGAGAGAAUCCGUCGGGAGAAGGAGAAGGAAACGGCGCGCUUGAGGGCCAUGCAAGAAAGGGCCCAGGACCGCCAGGCAGAACAGGACGCGCUGAGGGCCAAGCGCAGCCAAGAGGCUGCCGAGCGAGAGUGGCGGCGCAAGGAGAAGGAGGCAGCGCGGAGGAAGGCUGAGGUGGAGCAGAUGCUGAAGCGGAGCCGCCUGGAGCAGAUCGCCCAGCGGGAGCACAGCAUGGCCGUGCAGGUGCAGCAGGACCGCCACGAGUUCGAGAGGAUCCUCCGCAUCGCCCAGCUCAAGCAGCAGAAGAUGCAGGAGCUCAGAGCCUCUGGCAUCCCCGAGAAGUACUGCGCCCAGGUGGAGCGGAGGGACCGGAGCCGAGCAAACGCGGCCCCUGGCCAAGCUCAGCCCCAUGAGGAGCAGAGCGAUGGUUCCCCAGCGACUUAA
This is a messenger RNA of Egretta garzetta (little egret), 1395 nucleotides long. RefSeq names its product cilia and flagella associated protein 45 (gene CFAP45). The record is from RefSeq and is a predicted model, not a curated record. The transcript has 12 exons. NCBI's taxonomy places the organism in Eukaryota, Metazoa, Chordata, Aves, Pelecaniformes, Ardeidae.